AUGGCCACCCCGCAGGGUAACGACACGGUAUACGUCGCGGGCCUACCCGAUACCGUCUCCGAGAGGGACAUCGCCGCGCACUUCGGCUCCAUCGGGCAGCUCAAGCAGGACAAGAAGCGGCGAUGCGAGAAGAUCUGGCUCUACCGCGAUCGCGACACGGGCCUGCCCAAGGGCGACGCGACGGUGUCCUACAUGGACCCACACGCGGCGGAGGCGGCGGUGAACUGGUUCAACAACACGCAGUUCAUGGGCCGCACGCUAUCGGUGUCCCUCGCGGAGCGUAAAGGGGGCGGGGAGAGCCUCAACCUCCCCGCGAGUCACUUCGCCGAUCCCCUCGGGCGCAACGCCAACGCCGACAACGCCGCGCACCCGGACCCGACCUCCGCUCCGAACGACGACGACGACGACGCCCACGCCCGGGGAAACGCCGCCCACGCCCCCGGCGCUCCCAAGGAGACGCGCGACGGCGAUUGGCCGUGUCCCAAUCCCGCGUGCGGCAACGUCAACUUUGCCUUUCGCGGCAGGUGCCACAGAUGCGCCGAACCCAGGCCGGGCGGGGGCACAGCUGGCAGCGGCGGGGGCGGCACAGCUGGCGUCGUUCCCCCCGGGAGGAAGCAACCGGUGCCGAAGCAGGGGCGCGACGGGGACUGGCCGUGCCCGAACGCGUCGUGCGGUAACGUCAACUUCGCCUACCGGGGCCAGUGCAACCGGUGCGGCGCCGCGAGGCCGCCCGGCGCCGGCGCCGGCGGAGUCGGUAAAAACGACAAGCCCAACGGGAUCUUCGGCCCCGACGACUGGACGUGCUCCAACUGCUUCAACGUGAACUGGGCGCGCCGCGCCAAGUGCAACGAGUGCGGCGCGCCGAAGGAGGGCAAGGCUAAGGAGAAGCGCGAGGGGCGCGGCGGCGGUCACAAGGAGAUUGACGACGAGGACGAGAGGCGGGAGACGGAGAGACGACGCAGGGAGAACGAGGAACGGGAGAUUUACGACGACUUCGGCAACCUCAAGAAGCAGUUCAGGGCCAGCGCCGCGAACGACAGGGGCAGAGACCGCGACAGAGACAGGGACAGAGACAGGGACAGAGACAGGGACAGAGACAGAGACAGGGACAGGGACAGGGGCAGGGACCAUCCGUACCGAAGGGACGACCGGGACCGGGACAGGCGCAGGGACAGGUCCAGGAGCCGCGACCGCGGCCGCGACGGAAGGGAUCGCAGCAGGGAUCGCGGAGGAGACCGACGCCGCCGGAGCCGGAGCCGGAGCAAGUCGCCGCCGAGGGAGAGUUCAAAGCCCGACCUCAAGACCGACUGGCGCGGUAACCCCAUCAAGUCCACCAGGUACUGA
Messenger RNA from Micromonas commoda, 1344 nucleotides. RefSeq lists its product with no specific name. The transcript has a single exon. NCBI's taxonomy places the organism in Eukaryota, Viridiplantae, Chlorophyta, Mamiellophyceae, Mamiellales, Mamiellaceae. Bases 1 to 1344 code for a protein of 447 amino acids. The record is from RefSeq and is a predicted model, not a curated record. Gene Ontology annotation, cellular component: nucleus. Gene Ontology annotation, biological process: regulation of DNA-templated transcription. Gene Ontology annotation, molecular function: transcription coregulator activity; RNA binding.